Centruroides sculpturatus (bark scorpion) is the source of this 1349-nucleotide messenger RNA. It is a transcript of the gene Rpt4, whose product is annotated as 26S proteasome regulatory subunit 10B. Gene Ontology annotation, molecular function: ATP hydrolysis activity; ATP binding; proteasome-activating activity. The transcript has 12 exons. Lineage: Eukaryota; Metazoa; Arthropoda; Arachnida; Scorpiones; Buthidae. Gene Ontology annotation, cellular component: cytosolic proteasome complex; proteasome regulatory particle, base subcomplex. Gene Ontology annotation, biological process: positive regulation of RNA polymerase II transcription preinitiation complex assembly. The record is from RefSeq and is a predicted model, not a curated record. The coding region runs from base 72 to 1268 and encodes 398 amino acids.
UACUCGAUGCCACCUACCGGCGAAAAGGCGAAAACAAACAUUAGCGAAUCGGCCAUUUUGAAAGAGGCAAGAUGACUACCGUCAGCGAUAGAAAUAAUACCGAUAAUACUCGGGAAAGAUCGAUUCAGGAAUACAGAAAGAAACUUUUAGAGUAUCGAGAGAUCGAAAGUCGUCUGAGAGAGAUGAGAGAACAACUGAAAGAGUCGAAUAAACAAUACGAGAAGUCGGAGAACGAUCUGAAAGCCUUGCAGAGUGUUGGACAGAUAGUGGGUGAGGUACUUAAACAGUUGACCGAAGAAAAGUUUAUCGUGAAGGCCACCAAUGGACCGCGCUACGUAGUGGGCUGCCGACGUCAACUCGACAAGAGCAAACUGAAGCCGGGCACGCGCGUGGCGCUCGACAUGACCACUCUGACCAUCAUGAGAUAUCUGCCGCGAGAAGUCGACCCGCUCGUGUACAACAUGUCCCACGAAGAUCCCGGCAACAUCACCUAUUCCAUGAUCGGCGGUUUGGGAGAGCAGAUUCGGGAAUUGAGAGAGGUCAUAGAACUUCCGUUGCUGAAUCCGGAGUUGUUUCAGAGAGUCGGAAUUACGCCGCCAAAGGGUUGUCUUCUAUAUGGACCACCUGGAACUGGAAAAACUUUAUUGGCCAGAGCCGUGGCUAGUCAAAUAGAAGCCAACUUCUUAAAGGUCGUGUCAAGCGCCAUCGUAGAUAAAUACAUAGGUGAGAGUGCACGUCUGAUUCGAGAAAUGUUCAACUAUGCACGAGAUCAUCAACCUUGUGUCAUAUUUAUGGACGAAAUCGAUGCUAUAGGCGGUCGCCGUUUCUCUGAAGGGACGUCCGCCGACAGAGAGAUCCAAAGAACGUUGAUGGAACUCUUGAAUCAGAUGGACGGAUUCGACUCUCUCGGUCAGGUCAAGAUCAUCAUGGCCACCAAUCGCCCGGACACUCUUGAUCCGGCACUUCUCAGACCCGGACGACUGGACAGAAAAAUCGAAAUUCCUCUGCCAAACGAACAGGCCAGAUUGGAAAUUUUGAAAAUUCAUGCGGCGCCCAUAACUAAACACGGAGAAGUCGAUUGGGAAGCGGUCGUCAAGCUUUCUGAUGGAUUUAACGGCGCAGAUCUGAGGAACGUCUGUACGGAAGCCGGCAUGUUUGCCAUCCGCGCCGACCGAGAAUAUGUCAUCGAAGAAGACUUCAUGAAGGCCGUCCGUAAAGUGGCAGACAACAAGAAACUAGAGUCGAAACUGGACUACAAACCCGUCUAAUUCAUUUGUAUUUCUUUUUUUUGAUUUAAAUUAGAACAAAACUUUUAUUUGUAAGAAAUAAAAAAAAUUUGCGUUACACGA